AACCCUGGUUAUGAGCUCCCGCAGCGGGUACAGCAGCUUUCAGCGCGCGGUUUACGAGGAGAACGUCGCGUCAGAGCUCCACGACAUGGCCCUGAGGACGUUAGUUUGGAAACUGCAGCGCGGGAGGCAGAAACGAGCGCGGGAACCCGCGACUCCACGCGCGAGCGCGAUUUAAACCCCCUUUCAAAAAAAGUUUCGCUGACACGCGCGUGACGUCAGAUGUAACGGUCGACGCUUCCCGUUCGCUCGCUGUCAGUGUGCGUGUGUUUAACUGUUUGUCUGUUUGUUUGUUUGUUCGUAAUCGUUAAAAACAGGAGGGAAGUGUCGGUUGGCAUGGGGGCCAAACAGAGCAGUCCCGCUGCCAACGGCCGCACACGAGCGUACUCGGGCUCCGAUCUCCCGUCGAGUAACGGCAGGACGGCGGUUAUGGCGAUGCGGUAUCACGCGCACGGCGCCUCAGGUGCUACAUCUUCAUCGUCGUCUUCCUCAACGACGACGACCGCGCACUACACCGGCUCCAGGACGCGUUCCGGUGGCCUGGGCGCGCGACCCCAGUCGAGCAUCACUAUACCGAGCUCGGGAGCGUACAGUCCUCAGGAGUCCGGUAACAGCACACCGGAGGAGACCGAGCGGUCCACCGGCGCUCCGAGACUCGUGAUCGGAUCUUUACCUGCACACCUGUCGCCUCAUCUCUUCGGAGGUUUCAAGUGCCCCGUCUGCUCCAAGUUUAUCUCUUCGGAUGAAAUGGACCUUCAUCUGGUCAUGUGCUUGACCAAACCUCGAGUGACGUACAACGAGGACGUCCUGGCGAAGGACACGGGAGAAUGUGCAAUAUGUCUGGAGGAGCUGGUGCAGGGAGACACCAUCGCACGCCUGCCCUGCCUCUGCAUCUAUCACAAAGGCUGUAUUGACGAGUGGUUUGAAGUGAACCGAUCGUGUCCUGAACAUCCUUCAGAUUAGCAGCACCUCUCUCACCUUUGCACAGCCUCCUGGUCGUGAGAAGCACCACAAUGUGAACUCCUUCCUUCUCAAAGACUCUGUGACUUUGGUCUCUUCUCGUAGCAAGGCCCUACGUAGUCGCCAUUAUAUAAACCCUAGUGUGCCAAAACUCCUUCAGGGAAACUCUUUCCUCAUCGCAGUCCAUCGGAAACCCCAACAGGUGUCGAGAUUCUCUCCUCCGUCGCACAGUUGUCCAAUCAGGAUCUAGCAGGAGUUCAUUUCAUUGGCUGUCUCUGAUUGGCCGGACUCAGGGUCAGCUGACUGUGUGGAUUAUAUAUCGGACGACCGGGUUGAUUGUUCUGUUCAAUGGGACUGUGUCUCUUAGUGCCUUAAUUUUCAGAUUCUGAGAGCCGAAGCGACGGCUGCGUUUGGGAUGUUCUUCAGAGGAAGGGGCUCUGUGGACUCGGAGAAACACGCCUGGAUGUGAUGGGACGUGAGCCCUGAUUCGGGUCGCCCCUGAACUAUACUGAGCCAUUAUUUCUCUCUGUCUCUCGCUUCGUGGAUGGUGAAAUAUCCCGUGCAUCUCGAGUCUCGGAUCAAGAUUCACGUGACGUCUGCACCGUCUCAAGAUCAGUUUUUCAUCACGUUUUAUUUGUUGAGACAAAUCUGGGCCUUAAUUCAACACACCACUGACUUCUGUCUCUCUAUGUGGAGUGAUUCUCAUCAAAACAUGUCAAAAUCAGAAGAAUAAAAAAUCCAAAAUUUUGCAUGAAGAAAAUGAAGAUUAAUAAAAUGCAAUUAAUUUUUAUUAAGAUCUGAAUUAUUUUAAUGGCAGUGCUACAAAUACUACCAUGAUGAGCUAAUACAUUGCAAUUUAAAUAAGUAAUAUAUACAAUUUUAAUGAUACAUUGAUAUUCACUGGGGCGAUAUAUAUAUAUAUAUAUAUGCACGCACACAAUAUUUUAUUAUUAUAUAAAUUAAAUGGCUGAACAAAAAAUACUAUACUGGUGAAUAAAUACAUUACAAAUUUCCAAAUAAAUACUACCAAAUUUUAUUUUUCAUUUGGAUUUUUCACAAUUAUACACAUUUUUACUCCUUCAGUAUAGUUAUUUAUGCACCGAUUAAUUAUACUGCUCUUUAAAAAAAAAAAACAUUAUCAAAAUAAUAAUUGUCAAAAUCAUUGUAUUCCACUAAUAGAAAUCAUGUCUGAGAAAAAUAAAAUACAGCUCAAAAUAAAUAUUUCCAUUUAAAUUAGCAUAAAUUUAAUGGAAUUACAAAUACUACUGUGAUGAAUAAAUACACUAUAAUUGAAAUAAUUAAAAUUAAUUUUGUAGGAUUUAGAUUUUAUUUUUUAUUUUAAUUUUUUCAGAAUUGCACAUUUUCCCCCUUCGUUACAAGUAUUUAUACACCAUGAUUCAUGAUAUUUAUUGUUGCUUUUAAUUUAUACUGGUUUUAAAAAUAAAAAAUCACUGUAUUCUAGUUCUAAAAGUCAUCACUGGAAAUAAUAAAUAAUAAUAAAAUGACUCAAAAGUUAAAUUAGAAAUCAGAAUAAUUUUAAUGGCAGUACAUACUGUAAUUUUCAAUACAUCAUUAAUUAAUGAUCAUAUAAUUUAUUGGCAAAUUAAAAAAAAUAAGUACUAAAAUGCACUUCUUUUUCUUUAUGUAAAAUACAAUUUUAAAAAUUUAUUUUGAUAUUGUGAUGAAAAAUGACAUUUCUAGACAGGUUUUGUUAAGAACCAAGUAAAGUCUUAACCUUCACUCAAGUCUAAAGUCUCAGUCUUAAGUAAAGCUCAAGCGGUUGAGUUAUUACAGUCGUCCAAAGUGCCACAACAGCUUUAAAAUGCUGCUAAUCGUGUUUGUUGAUGGAAAUGAGAAGCAGUUUCAAUGUGAGGUUCAUUUCUGCAGGUUUUCUGGACACACGUCAGAAGAUAUAUGACAUGCUGCAUCGGAAACACCACUAUAUUUAAAAAGCCUUAUCAGAUAUUAGAUCAUUUGCACUGUUUCUUUUAUGAGAUAUCAUUAGGUGACAAUUUGCUGCUUUAUGCACACGUCACGAUCUGAACCUGAUGCUUCCGACCGGAUCAGAGCUUUCCAUGCACACGGUUUGUUUAAUUUGCCACCGAAAUAUUAGCUCCUCGUUUCUCAUCCUUGCAGCAGUCGAGAGGAACAUAACAGGUUACGCAACUUCCUGAAGAGAUGCAAAGGAAGCAAACAGAAGUCUGUAUGUGAUGGAUCUCAAUGUGAAAGGUUAACACUGGCCACCGGAUGAUCAUAAGGUUUUUAUUUUGUAAUGAUUUAGAAAUAUUGUGACAUUCCAUAUGUGUAAAAAAAAAUAUAUGUACAGAGAUAAUGAGAUUAAAAACAGCUAAAUCUUUCGAAGCACAGAUCUUUA
Messenger RNA from Carassius auratus (goldfish), 3331 nucleotides. Its product is annotated as E3 ubiquitin-protein ligase znrf2-like. Gene Ontology annotation, biological process: proteasome-mediated ubiquitin-dependent protein catabolic process; protein K48-linked ubiquitination. The transcript has 5 exons. The record is from RefSeq and is a predicted model, not a curated record. Bases 334 to 960 code for a protein of 208 amino acids. Gene Ontology annotation, molecular function: ubiquitin protein ligase activity. Gene Ontology annotation, cellular component: intracellular membrane-bounded organelle; membrane; cytoplasm. Lineage: Eukaryota; Metazoa; Chordata; Actinopteri; Cypriniformes; Cyprinidae.